AUGGCAAAGACAAAAGGAAAUGAGAGUAUGAAGAAGAAGAAGGACCCAUUCAUGCAACCACCAAAGAAGCAAAUCAAGCUAGGGAGUAGUAGCUCCAAUGCUAGAGCAGUAAUACCCACUUCACCACAUUCCAUUGAUGCAAGUCAAGAACAUGUGGAGAUUCCAAGAAGAGAAGAAGAUGAUUGGGCACUUGUAACCUUUUUUGGAGAACAAAAUCAAGACCCAAAGAGUAAGAAGGCAAUGGAGAAGGUGAACAUCGAACCAUGUGUGAAGAUGGACACCCAAACCCUUGAUCUUCUCAAGAUAAGAGAUGAUGUCACAUGGUACAUAAGGAGGCUAGGCUUGAGCAAGCUCUUCAAGCUAGAAUGUAGUGAGUACUCACAACUCACCAAGGAGUUCCUCUCUACAGUAGCUCUUGCCUUUCCCAACCACAAUGGAGACCAACCAGCUGGUGAAGGACUCCUACUCUUCAAGAUAGGCGAUGCCAAUGGGCGCAUAUCCAUCUCAGCUCUAUGCCAACUCUUUGGACUUCCCAAUGAGACAGCACAUGACUUCAAGGAGAACUCAAAGGAGCUAGAGCGUCGAAAGUGGAAUGGUUUUAUAUUCGUGAUCUGUGUUCUAGAUGGUUCUUAA
Microthlaspi erraticum is the source of this 633-nucleotide messenger RNA. NCBI's taxonomy places the organism in Eukaryota, Viridiplantae, Streptophyta, Magnoliopsida, Brassicales, Brassicaceae. The record is from the annotation of a GenBank genome assembly.